Molecule: messenger RNA, 1867 nt
Organism: Larimichthys crocea (large yellow croaker)
Lineage: Eukaryota; Metazoa; Chordata; Actinopteri; Sciaenidae
Gene: fxyd6
Product: FXYD domain containing ion transport regulator 6
Exons: 8
Coding region: 277-579 (100 amino acids)
Biological process (GO): regulation of sodium ion transmembrane transporter activity
Cellular component (GO): membrane
Molecular function (GO): sodium channel regulator activity
Source: RefSeq, a predicted model, not a curated record
GUGUGAAAGAGAGGGAGGCUGGGAGGGAGGGAGAGGGAGCGACAGAGUGGGUUCAACGCACUGAAUAAGCAGUCACGUUGUUAUCCAUCACAUCUAUUUUUUCAAGACAAGUAGAUGUGUGGACUGUGCACAUAUUGACAGAUGAGAAUAUUUGGAACAAAAGCCUUGUGAGACAAGCUGAUUGAUUUUUUUUUUCUUUUUUUUUUUUUUCUUUUUGUUUUUGUGGGUGGACUUCAGUUUGUUGGCCAACUGUCCGCUGGUGAAACAGGAGUUGCCAUGGAAACUAUUUUGCUCUUCCUCUCUUCAUUCCUGGUGUGUGUGGCUGCUGUAGACCCCAGCACACAGGAUGCCAAAGAGAAAGUUGAAAAUCCAUUUAUUUAUGAUUACGAGAGCCUGAGGAUCGGAGGGUUGGCAUUUGCUGUGGUGUUGUUCACACUGGGCAUUCUUCUCAUUCUUAGUCGACGAUGCCGCUGUAGUAUCAACCAGAAGCCCAGGGCCCCUGGAGAUGAAGAGAAACAAGAGGAGAACCUGGUUGUCCCCAAGGCUACAGUGGUUGCAGAGACUGCAGCGGAGAACUGAGGCAACUCUACCGGACUGGAUGGCCUUCUACAAUGAUGAUCAGUUUUAUUUAAUUUCAUGCUACUAUAACAGUAGAUAAAUUGAUGAUUAUUAUAAGUGGGUAUAUGACAGGGUAAGAGGGAAGGUAUAUGUUUAGAGGUGUAAUAUGUACAAAUAUCUUGUGCCCUGAAGACAAACCUUUAGCCUGUUGUGCUGUUGUUGUGACUGUGCCAGUCCCUCAGUGCUCUUGUCUGUUCCUGUGCCUUUCUGUGACGGUCUCUCACUCCAGUUCUUCGUCUUAGCCAGUAGCACCUCUGACACAAGAUUGUCUUUUGAAGCCCCAGAAGACUUUUUAAUGUUGUUUGGUGUGCUGUUCUUCUGUUGUUUUGUACUUCUAUUUAUUGCCUUUAGGUUUUAGAGAUUUGUCAAUUUGCUGUUUAUUUUGUUAGAUGUCCUGGAUAAUGUUUGUCACAUUUGGAUUAUAACAUAUAUACAUAUAUACUGCAUACAUAUAUAAGUAUAUAUAUACAUUAAUACAGAUAGUUUACAGAUAAGAAAUACCGUUAAAUAUCAUUCAUUUAGGUCUAUGUUUAUGUAUACAGUAUGUAUGACUGUGUGUGUAUCACAAGUGCAUGUGUCUCUCUACAUGUAAAUGUGAUAAGCCUUAUAUAAGACAAUCUCAACUGCCACAGCUCUCUGACUGAGCACAGGAAUGGUUGCAGGUAUCUGCACGAGCUCCUCCACCGAAUCUACAGUAUAGUGGAGGGAGCUCCUGCAUCAGCUGUCUCACUGCCUUCCUCUCCACACACGUCCACUCCACUGCUCCGUCACCAGAUCUGCCAAGAUGAACUAAACUGGGCAGACUAUGAUUAGUUUUCCCUUAUACACUCACUACUGCUGCAAAUCUGUGAAGCCUGGGUUUCUUUCUUAUCUCUUUCUUGUUUAGUCAGUGUCUCUAAUGUCACAAUGCUUUGUAUGGUCAUACAUGUAUUACAUUUCUAAAAAAAAAAAAAGAGAGAGAGACAAAGUUUGAGUGCUGAGUUUAAGAGAACUUAAAAUUGUUAUUAUUUAUCACAUUAAUAAUAGCAGUAAUGUAAGCUAAGUCAUAGCGAGAGAACAAAUGAACAGUCUUUGUUGUGAAUCUCCUGUCAGGUUAGGCUUUCACCAAUCUUAAAUCUGAGUAUUCUUGUUUUAAAGCCGACCACUGUACAAGUAAACACUAUGUUCAUUCUACGCAUGAGGCCUUGUUGUGUAGCAAUCUGUUGUGCUUUUAGCAUAAAUAAAUAAAAGUAUGUCUGACCACACAUCA